GAACUUUACUAUUUUAUUAACAACCUCCGCCAUAAGAACACAAAAAUUUCAUAUUUUUUCUAUUAGAUAAAGAUUUGAACCUUUGCUAAAUUUUAAGUGAUUUUAAAUCGUUAAUCGGGUCACGUCACGAUGAGUAUCAUAAUGGAUGAAAACAAGGCGAGCAUCGUCAGCGAGGUGAAACCGCCGCCCAGUUGGGUGGAAUGGUGCGAGCGGAACUCCAAGCCGAUCCAGCGUCGUCUCUACCGGGAGAAGCGCUAUCUGACCCGCUGGCAGAUUCCGGGACCGAUGAAGAAGGCUCACUGGAGGGACUUCUACGAAUGGGCCGCCACCAAAGCCAUGCCGAAGGAACUGCCGGAGCCGGUCAAGCAGCCCAUACCCUGUUUUCCCAAGUACUUGCCAUGCGCCAGAAAGCCACGUCAAAUCGAUCCCGAGGAAUUUCAGGAGAAAGUUGCCAAGUUGGCCACUCCGCUGGAACGGAAAAUGACGCCGAAGCACGAGUACAUCUAUCCGGUCCAUCCGUAUUCCCCGAUAAUUGUCUGGGGACAGCCACCACUCCAUGACAAGGGGCGACCCUUCAAGCCGCCCACAAAACCCUGUUGUUUCUUCAACGCCGACAUCGAGGACAAAUGGUGGGCCGAACUGCGCUUUCCCAUCCGAAAGGCCGCGCUCAAGGCCAGGAUAACUCCCCGCAUUCUCAGCCUGUCGAAACCGAAGAUCACUCCCCAGUUUCCACCACAUUGCUAUCACCCGGAUCAUAUCUACGAUGUCCUGACUGUCAAACCGCCUCCGCGGAAGAAGUUCACACCCCAGGGAUGGCGCCUUCACCAGAUCCGAUUGCUAUAUCUUUCCAAGCCCGUGUCGCGGCCCGAAUACGAGUAUUUUUAUAUGUGAUUUAAUGUUAAAUGGCGUCAAAAGUAACUGUUUUCAAGUGUUAUACGAUUUCAAAUAUAUGAUGUCGUAAAAAAUA
This is a messenger RNA of Drosophila takahashii, 967 nucleotides long. RefSeq lists its product as uncharacterized. NCBI's taxonomy places the organism in Eukaryota, Metazoa, Arthropoda, Insecta, Diptera, Drosophilidae. The record is from RefSeq and is a predicted model, not a curated record.